CGCGGCUCCCCGGCGGCUCGGGCCGGAGUAGAUGGGCGCAGCCUGCAGACCCCACCAGCCCCACGGCGGCCACCCUGACGCACACUGCCCGGAGCGCAGCGCCUGGCCGCUGUUGGGACUUUGACCUUCCGGAUGGCCAUGGAGGCUGGCGGGGAGCAGGGCGCGACAUAACCGCCUGGGCCUGCGGCUCCUCCAGGGCGCUCACACUUCGGUAACUUUGCAGAGCUCAUGGAUCUGAAGACCGUCCUGUCCCUGCCCCAGUACCCAGGGGACUUCCUGCACCCCGUGGUGUAUGCGUGCACCGCCGUCAUGCUGCUCUGCCUCCUGGCCUCCGCCAUCACCUACGUCGUGCACCAGAGCGCCAUCCGGAUCAGCCGGAAGGGCCGGCACACGCUGCUGAACUUCUGCUUCCACGCGGCUCUGACCUUCACGGUGUUCGCGGGCGGCAUCAACCGCACCAAGUUCCCCGUCCUGUGCCAGGCGGUGGGCAUCGUGCUGCACUACUCCACGCUGUCCACCAUGCUGUGGAUCGGAGUGACCGCCAGGAACAUCUUCAAGCAGGUGACCAGGAAGGCCCCACCAUGCGCGGAUGCGGACCAGCCGCCGUUCCCCAGGCAGCCGCUUCUCAGGUUCUACCUCGUCAGUGGAGGGGUUCCAUUCAUCAUUUGUGGGGUGACGGCCACCACGAACAUCGGGAAUUACGGGAUGGAGGACGAGGAGGCUGCAUACUGCUGGAUGGCCUGGGAGCCCAGCCUGGGCGCCUUCUAUGGGCCGGCCGCCUUCAUCGCGCUGGUCACCUGCGUGUACCUGCUCGCCACCUACGUGCAGCUGCGGCGCCACCCCGAGCGCAGGUACGAGCUGCGCGCACGGCCAGAGGAGACGCAGCGGCUGGCGGGGCCCGAGGGCGGCCUGCGGGUGUCCAGGCCCGGCACGCCCCCCGUGCGGGACACGCCCGCGGCGUCGCUGCUGCAGAACGAGCACUCGCUGCCCGCCCAGCUGCGCGCCGCCGCCUUCACGCUGUUCCUGUUCGUGGCCACCUGGGCCUUUGGGGCGCUGGCCGUGUCGCAGGGCCACUUCCUGGACAUGGUCUUCAGCUGCCUGUACGGCGCCUUCUGCGUGACUCUGGGGCUCUUUGUGCUCAUCCACCACUGCGCCAAGCGGGAGGACGUGUGGCGGUGCUGGUGGGCCUGCUGCCCCGCCCGCGCCGCCGCCCCCGCCGGCGAGCUCGGGGCACGCGCCGCGCUCCACGCCAACGGGGACGCGCCGUGCCUGGGCCAGCCGCGGGGCUUCGGCCACUGCAAGAUGACCAACGUGCAGGCCGCCCAGGGCCACGUCAGCUGCCUGUCGCCCGCCACCCCGUGCUGCGCCAAGAUGCACUGUGAGCAGCUGAUGGAGGACGAGGCCCAUGCGCACCUGCACGGGGAGGACCCCUUCGGGCAUGACGCACACCUGCACAGGUGCCUUAAGGGCAGAACUAAGCUGCACUACUUCAGCCGGCACCAGGCGGCCGCCGAGCCGGAGUACGCCUACCACAUCCCGUCCAGCCUGGACGGCAGCCCCCGCAGCUCACGCUCGGACAGCCCCCCCAGCUCCCUGGAGGGCCCGGUGGGGGCGCACACGCUGGCCUGCUGUGCCCAGGGUGACCCCUUCCCCAUGGUCAGCCAGCCAGAGGGGGACGGCCUCUACGGCUGCCCCCCAAGGCUCGGGAGGGAGGCGGCCCUCGGCCCCGGCCACCUGGAGAUGCUCCGGAGGACACAGUCCCUGCCUUUCGGGGGCCCCGGCCAGGACGGGCUGCUCGAGGGCUCCUUGCGGGAAUGCCUGCCCUUCAGCACCGACCCGACGGGCAACAUCCGCACCGGGCCCUGGAAAAACGAAACGACCGUGUAGACUGUGGGGAGGUGUCCCUGGAGGGGCUUCGGAGCAGCGCGGGGCUGUCUGCCACGUGAGGCCCGUGGGGGUCACCCAAGUGACCGACCCUUUCGGGAGUGGUUCACAUCUCCCAGCCGACCCCUUCCUUGUGAGAGACCCCAGCGGGGAAAGCGCUUUGGGCCACCCCGCCUCUGUCCCCCUGCACAGUCACCGCUUUCUGUUCCGCAGCCUCCAGCCCCGGGAUUCUGUCAAAGGAAGCGCCCAGACCCAGGUGGCUCCGCGCUGUGGCCAAGGCCUGCGGAGCCCGGCCUCCCGCCGUCGGGCUGUGACCCGACCUGGUGUUUCGUGUGUGUCUUGGCUCUGUGCCCUGGCACCGGGGCCCUGGGCGGCGGCUGCAGGCCUCUCUCCCCUGAGCUGUGCCGGAGUUGCCGCCACCUCCCUUGGGGGACCGGCAGCCGCUCUGCCAGCUCAGCGUCCCCCGCCAGCCUCGGUCCCGGACGCAGCCCUGGCCCCCAGCCGGCCAGAGGACAUCGCAGGUGCUGGACGACACGGCUCCGGCACCACUGGGGCAAGGCCUCGGGGGCCGCUGCCUUGGAAAGCACCCAAACGGUCUUUCCUGGAGACUCAGCCUCCAGAUCCAGCCUCCGUCAGGACUGGAUGCCCGUCCAGCGUGGGCGCUUGGGAGCAAACCACUUCUGCCCCGGAAGGAACAGGGGCUGGCGGGUGGGCGGUCCUCACGGACAGAGUCACCUUCCCUUUGUUGCAGCUCCACAAACAUCUGGGCACGGAGCCCUGACUUGAAGGACAGGUGUGGAUGGCGAGACUUCUGUGGGAGCCAUGUGUGCAGAGGGGCCUGCGUGUGAGGCUGUGCACGGCUCUUCCUCCCCCCACCCCCCGUCUGUGGCAGCUGUGCAUACAUGUGUGUUUACACACAUGCACACAGACAUGUGCACACACCAUGCACACGCACGUGCACACACAGAGGUAGUGUGUUUUCUAGCCUCCCUGAGCACUGGGUUUUCACGCAGACGACGAUGUCUGCAGACGUGUCGGUGUGCUCUGGCCUCGGGAUGGGGAGGGCCACGCCAGCGGGAGACCCUCAGAGGGGUGAGGGGUGUUCCCGGCGCCUGGAGGCUCAGCAUCUGAGUACAGGGAGCCGCUCCCGGGAUGUUUGUGGACCGCGGUGUGGCAGCUCAGCGCCACGCUCCGCCCCAGCAGACCCGUGUGUCCUCGCGGGUCGCCCAGACAGGCAGCCGAGUGACCGCCGAGCGGUUCUGUGUCCGUCGCUGUCCCACCCGUUCACCUGCUCCCACCGCUGAUGAGCCAGAGCCCGGCGCUGUCUGUGUACACGCGGUAGAUGCAGAACCGUCCAGACAAAUACAAUAUUUUGCAUUGUUU
Molecule: messenger RNA, 3267 nt
Organism: Microcebus murinus (gray mouse lemur)
Lineage: Eukaryota; Metazoa; Chordata; Mammalia; Primates; Cheirogaleidae
Source: RefSeq, a predicted model, not a curated record